UAGUGAGUGACAUACCCUUCAUGGGUAAACCAGGCUUUACUCGUCCCAAACACAGAGCUUCAGUGCGGAUAGAGCACAGCUCAGUGGGAUGGAGGAACAGCGAGUUGCUCGGGUAGGACGCACUGAUGCUGGGAUUUGGAAGUGUGGAAAACCCGUGGAUCUCACCAGGGCCUGUAUCUGAGGCGGUCAAAGUGUUGCAAGUAUGGCAGAGGAUCCUCAGAGGAACUUCAGGUCAGCGUAUUAUGAGAAGGUUGGCUUCAGGGGCGUGGAAGAGAAAAAGUCACUUGAAAUUCUCUUGAAGGACAAUCCGCUUGAUGUGGAAAAGUUAAUUACAUUCACUCAGAGGUUUCCAUUGCCCUCUAUGUACAGGGUCCACGUAUGGAAAGUCCUGCUUGGUAUCCUGCCUCCACACAGCGAUUCUCACUCUCUGGUAGCACGUUACAGGCAAGAGCAAUAUAUGGAUAUAAAAGAUGCUCUUCUGGCCAUGCGCUUUGUUCACAUGGGCACACAACAAACUGAGCUAUUCCUUCGCAUGCACCAGUUGGAGAACCAGCAGUUGCCUUGCCGGUCAGAGCUUGUGCAACCUAGUGAAGAGGAUGAAGAUUUCUUGGCUAUUGCCAGGGUGAUGGAGGAGAUUGUGGAUGAUCCAGUGGACUGCUAUUGGCUGAUUAGGUGCUUUGUCAACCAAUUUAAUCACAAGUUCGGCGAUUCCAUACCUCACCUGCCUAAGAGUCUGGAGCACUUCCUCUCCCAGGAGGACGGCCGUCUUUUGGCCCACCUGAAAACUUCAGGCAGUCUGGCUGUACUGCCCUAUUCCCUUUGGUUCAGACGUUGUUUCGCAGACUGCCUGCCGGAGUCCAGCCUACAGAGAGUUUGGGACAAAGUGAUCAGCGGCUCCUGUAAAAUCUUGGUGUUCGUGGCUAUGGAGAUAUUGCUGAGCUACAAGAUCAAGCUCAUGGGAAUGAGUCGAACAGAUGCGGUGGUAAACUUCCUGAGCAAUAUACCACAGGAGAACACCGAUGCCAUAGUGACCAAAGCCAUAGAACUGUGGCACAAGUACUGUGGGACUCCUAUGCACUCCUAUGCACUCUGUUUGAUGCCUGUGAACUUGGACUUAAGCAUGAAUUCACAUUCUGAGAAGUGCGUGGUGUCUGUGAGCACCUUAUGAUCUUCAGACUCUACAGCUCCGUGACUAAGUUUACAUGCCGUCUAAUAACUCAUGGCUCAGUCAGAAUAGAAAAUGUUCAUUUAAACACCUCAAAUCUGAAUGAAAUUUUCUGUCUGAUUGGACAAGGUGGGUAACCCUUUUAAUAAUCUGUUAAAUAGAAGAGAAAUGACCAUGUAAACUUCUGUCUGAUUACUUAAUAUUUGCUUGUGUAUGAUCAGAAUCAGCACGUUAUGCAGUAAAAAAAUUAUAAUAAAGGAGGUAAAAACUUUCAUGAAA
Molecule: messenger RNA, 1444 nt
Organism: Neoarius graeffei (lesser salmon catfish)
Lineage: Eukaryota; Metazoa; Chordata; Actinopteri; Siluriformes; Ariidae
Gene: tbc1d7
Product: TBC1 domain family, member 7
Exons: 8
Coding region: 203-1168 (321 amino acids)
Biological process (GO): activation of GTPase activity; negative regulation of TOR signaling
Molecular function (GO): GTPase activator activity
Source: RefSeq, a predicted model, not a curated record